This is a messenger RNA of Thecamonas trahens ATCC 50062, 693 nucleotides long. RefSeq lists its product as uncharacterized. The transcript is spliced from 2 exons. Lineage: Eukaryota; Apusomonadida; Apusomonadidae. The record is from RefSeq and is a predicted model, not a curated record. Bases 1 to 612 code for a protein of 203 amino acids.
AUGUGGACGCUUGUUGUGGCUAUUGUUGUGGCUGCUGUGGUUCCGGCAGCUGUUGCUGCCGAGUGGCAGGUGGAGACGGUUUAUUCGGGCGCUGGAUGCACGGUGUCGGGCAACACGACUGCGCUGGGGAUUACUGCUGCGUACACGAGCAACUGCGUGGGUGCCACUUGCUCUCAAAUUGGAACUUCUGGUCGGUACUAUCAGCGCGUGUGUACGGCGACUGAGCCGACGACGACGGGCUUUGACAACGUCAUGCGGUUCUGGUCGUCGUCGCCGACCUGCGCAGGCAACCCAACGUCGAUGAUCGCCACCAUGUCGACGUGUGCGUACAACAAUGAUGGAACGUCCAACUCGCUCGCUCUGGGCUCGUCAACGGUCUCGGCUAUUGAGUGCACGGAUGCUGCCUGCGGCACGUGCUCGGGUGCGGCAACCAUCUACCCGCGCACCACUUGCGGCGCCGUGACGAACAGCGGCAACACGGUCGGCCAUGGUUUUGCCAACGCGCAGCCUGGUAGCAGCGGCAGCACGUCUGCCGCUGCCUCGUCGGCGCCUCUUGCCGAAGCUAUUGUGGUGGUUGCGACUGUGGGUGCCGCGAUUGCUGCUCUUUUCUGAGACGGUUGACUUUCUCCGUCGUCUGUGGGUGGCCGCAGCCUUGAGCUGUUGAACACUUUACUUGUUGUACAAUCUAUAGCC